AUGAGUACUACGAUCGAAUCUCACACCGAACCGCCUGCGCCCAACCAGCCGAGUCCGGCCCCCAGUGCAGCGGGUUCGACAGGAACGUCCGGAAUCACGGUGCGCAAUGGGCCUGCGGGUCAAGCGCUCAGUUUCAGAAGACAACGUGCAUCCCGCGCGUGCGAGACCUGCCACUCUCGCAAGGUUCGCUGUGAUGCUGCCAGUCUAGGAGUUCCCUGCACCAACUGCGUCGCCUUCUCCAUCGAAUGCAAGAUCCCCACUCCCAAACGCAAGAAGACCUCCACCAAGGCCAAGGACGAGAGUCGGUAUGGCGACAGUCCACCAGCCCACAACACUGCCUCCUCGCUGGUCGACGCGGCGGUGGCCCAAUUCCGACCGGAUAACCCCGAUGAUCCAUUCAACCAAGAUUCGGACGGAAAGACGCGGGAGUCUAGCUCGGACGAUAGGGAAGAUGCAUCCUUUGGAUAUCGCAAGGACCGGAUGGCCAACCAGGGCAUGCCCAUAACCUCCUUGACGGAGUCGGAGGCUGCCCAGCAAGCCUCGACCGACAAUGCCUAUGCGCAAUUCAUGAAGCCCAAGUUCGCUCGCGCUCCGAUCAAGGAGGCUGGCCGGGUGGCAUAUCUGGGUGAAUCAUCCAAUCUGUCUCUUUUGGUCCAAGACCGUCAUGGCACUACCGAUGUCGUGCACUAUCCUUUGCCUCCCAAUAUCCGUGGGUCGAGGGCGCGGUUGACCGACCUGGAUAAUCUCGAGAUCGAUAUACUUCACCAACGAGGAGCGUUCCUGCUGCCCCCGAAGCCCCUAUGUGAUGAACUAGUCGACGCCUACUUCAAAUGGGUUGCCCCCAUUGUUCCCAUCAUCAACCGCAGCCGCUUCAUGCGCCACUACCGCGAUCCCAAGAACCCACCCUCGCUCCUCUUGUUGCAAGCCAUUCUCCUGGCUGGCUCACGGGUGUGCACGAACCCACAGCUUAUGGACGCCAACGGCUCGACGACUCCAGCAGCGAUGACGUUCUACAAGCGGGCGAAGGCGCUUUACGAUGCCAACUACGAAGACGAUCGAGUCACUAUCGUUCAGGCUUUGGUGCUUCUAGGCUGGUACUGGGAAGGACCCGAAGAUGUCACGAAGAACGUCUUCUACUGGACCCGGGUCGCGAUGGUCGUUGCUCAGGGUUCGGGUAUGCAUCGCAGUGUCGAGACCUCGCAGCUCAACAAACCUGAUAAGCGACUUUGGAAGCGAAUCUGGUGGACGCUUUUCACACGAGACCGCUCAGUCGCCGUCGCACUGGGCCGCCCGAUUGGCAUCAACACUGAUGAUUCCGACGUGGAGAUGGUCACCGAGGACGACUUCAUCGAGGAUGAGCUGGACAUCCCGGCAGAAUACCCGCCGGAACCGGUGCAUGUACAGUUCUUCCUGCAAUACGUGAAGCUCUGCGAGAUCAUGGGUCUCGUGCUGUCACAACAAUACUCCGUCGCAUCCAAGUCACGGCGCAUGAAUGCGAUGGACCUUACACACUCGGACAUGGCGUUGGCCGACUGGCUGCAGAAUUGCCCCAAGGAAGUUUGCUGGCAGCGAUCGCGUCACCACUUCUGGGCGGCUCUUCUCCAUUCCAAUUACUAUACCACCCUAUGCCUGUUACACCGAGCCCACAUGCCGCCAGCCUCUUCGGCCCCCAACAGCUACCGGGUAGAAGAGAUGGCGUACCCAUCACGGACAAUCGCCUUCCAGGCCGCCGGCAUGAUGACGUCCAUCAUCGAGGGUCUUCAAGCCCACAACGAGAUUCGCUACACCCCUGCCUUUAUGUAUGCUGACCUUUUCUUCUGGAAUUCCCUUGUCUCCUUUACUCCAUCCCUUUCAGCCCAUCCACCUGAUCUAGACCUCGUACUGACAGCUACCUACAGUGUCUACAGCUUGUUCUCCGCCUUGAUCAUGCACGUCUAUCAGAUGCGUUCCUCGGUCCCCUCCAUUGUCGCGACCUGUCAAGAACGCAUCAAUGUGUGCAUGUCGGCCUUGAAGGACGUCUCAAAGGUUUGGCUUGUGGCUAAGAUGGUCAACACUCUGUUUGAAUCCAUUCUUGGUAACAAGGUCCUCGAAGAGCGGCUGCAGAAGGCUGCUGGAAAGCGACACCAACGUCGGCCACACGACAGCGCUGCCCCUGCAAAGGCCUCCAAGCCAGACCCUCCUAAGCGGAAGUUCGAUGACAUGGAUCUGGGUCUGCCUAACGGUGGUCCCACGCCCCCGGUCUCGUACGAACGGUCACGCCCACAGACUCCAGCUGUGACGCCGUCGCGUGAAUUGAACCAGCCUCCUUUGGGUCAAGUCUCCCCGAACCAUCGUGGGCCUCAGGAUCCCAUCAUCGGACCUGGCCCUUCGCGAGGAAACACUCGGCCGACCACACCCUUCAACGCGCAGUUCUCUUUGCCUGCCACGCCGCCCGACUUCUUCCUGGUCACCCGUAAUUCUCCCAAUCUUUCACCAUCACUGUGGGAGAAUUUCCAACCGGACCAGCUGUUCCCCGAUGGGACGGCCAUCUUCCCAGAGCUGACCUCCCCACCUCCACCGGGGACAGUCGAUCCGCAAUUACACAUCCCAUCCCAACUGCAUGCUCCCAAUAUGGGUCCGCGGCCCAUGAUGGGAAAUCCGCCACAGCCUGUACCCGGUCGCAGCAUGUCUGUCUCCCAGGGUAGCCCACAGAUGAUGUCAGGUGUCCCCGGGGCCAUGGGCAUGGGACCUGGAGGACCUCAGCAGAUGUUUGGUAUGGAAGGUCAGCCGUGGCCCAUGCAGGGACUGGAUGGGACGAUGAGUGGUGCGGCGCUGGACGCUGCCAGCCAGGACGACAACUGGAGCAGCAGCUCGCGCAGCGGGCCGACUGCGCCGACGACCUUGAACGUGGAAGACUGGUUCCAAUUCUUCGGCAUUAACGGGGGCUUUGGCGAUCUGGCGGCAUAA
Penicillium daleae is the source of this 2946-nucleotide messenger RNA. It is a transcript of the gene farA, whose product is annotated as CeGAL family transcription factor. Gene Ontology annotation, molecular function: DNA-binding transcription factor activity, RNA polymerase II-specific; DNA binding; zinc ion binding. Gene Ontology annotation, biological process: regulation of DNA-templated transcription; DNA-templated transcription. The record is from RefSeq and is a predicted model, not a curated record. The transcript has 8 exons. Bases 1 to 2946 code for a protein of 981 amino acids. NCBI's taxonomy places the organism in Eukaryota, Fungi, Ascomycota, Eurotiomycetes, Eurotiales, Aspergillaceae.